Molecule: messenger RNA, 501 nt
Organism: Aegilops tauschii subsp. strangulata
Lineage: Eukaryota; Viridiplantae; Streptophyta; Magnoliopsida; Poales; Poaceae
Source: RefSeq, a predicted model, not a curated record
AUGCCGCAGCUGCCCGGAACCCCCGCCGGAACCACCCUGCCACCCGCUGUCGCCGGUGCCGGCACCUCGUCUUCAUCGCUCGUCCUCAUCCCCCCUCCUAGUGACGCCAACGCCCCGCCGCCCCUGGACAUCGGCGCCGUUGCCGUGCGCCGCACCACCGCCGCCCGGAGACCUCGCCGCCUCGACCUCUUCCCCGUCGUCGACCCCGCCACCGUCGCCGACCCGUCCCCGUCCUCCACCCUACCGGACCACAUCGAGCCUCGCCGCCAUCUCUGCUCUCCAACGCCGGUAAGGGCCGUGCCCUCCUACUCCCCUCUCUACCCCGUGUGCCACGACCUCGUCCGCCGCUCGCCGUUGCCACCUGACCCGCGCGCCGGCCGCACCCAGUGUGUGCGCCCGCAGCCGCCGGCGGUGCUCUGUCCGCUGCUGCUGCGGCCCGCGCGCUGCCUGCGCCCCACCUCUGCCUCGCCACCGCGCUGCAUCGCCGCGCUCCGCCUGUGA